AUGUUUAACGUUUUUUUAGCAUCAUAUAAAGAAUUUGCUGAGCCCGGUGCUUUCAACGAAAUGUAUUGUAAGGGUCGUCUUUGUGCCAAUUGCGGCAAAUGCCGUGAUUGGUACUAUACCGGCGAUUCGAAAAAUUGGCAGUGGAUCAGACGUGCCAAGGAUUGGAACAACGAAGAAAGGAAGCGUUGGAACAAUGGUGAUUACUACAAAGACUUUAAGCGUCGUGAUGGUUACACUUGUACUGGUGAUUCUUAUCUUUCUCUUUAUUCUUUUUCUCUUCGUGGUGAUUCUCUUUGUUUGUGUGAAAAUAAUCGUUUUGUGUAA
Molecule: messenger RNA, 324 nt
Organism: Rotaria socialis
Lineage: Eukaryota; Metazoa; Rotifera; Eurotatoria; Philodinida; Philodinidae
Source: the annotation of a GenBank genome assembly